This is a messenger RNA of Chrysemys picta bellii (western painted turtle), 2980 nucleotides long. RefSeq names its product alpha-1-acid glycoprotein-like. The record is from RefSeq and is a predicted model, not a curated record. Gene Ontology annotation, biological process: regulation of immune system process. Lineage: Eukaryota; Metazoa; Chordata; Testudines; Emydidae.
UUUAAAAAGAUUAAGAAAUAGCUAAGUGAGGGAAGCUGGAUUAUCAGGAUCUAGAGAAAUGGCAGAGGAGGAAAGGCAGAUUAUAAAGGCCAUUUUAUCAAUACAAAGCUAGAUCUAUUAGUCUGGUGAGAGUGCUAGUGCAAUAGUUGAACAGUGAAUCCAGUAAGGCAAUCUACAGGGAUUAAUGGUGUAAUGAACAAAAGUAAUGCAUACAAGUGGCAUAAGACAAGCCCUCUCAAAGGGCUCAGAUACUCUGGUGAUGGGGGCAAUGUAAGAACCUAGAUACAAAGCCAAGGUUGAAUAAAGGGCCCAAAUCUUCUCUCCUUUACACUAGUGCAACUCUCAAGUCAAUGGAAUUAUACUGGCAUGAUAGAAGAUUUAUUUUGGCAUUGCAGACAAUGAAAGAGCUGAAAACAAAGGGGUUUUACUUUGAAGAGUGGCAGAAUCCUCCAUGUCUCGCUGUGGGCACGGCUUAGCACCUUCCUGGGAAUGGUAUCCCUAGUCACCCUACACAGGGCUUAACAGCGCUAGCAGCCAGUUUAUAAGCCACACUGAGACUAAGCCAAUGUAGCAAGAUAUGAAAGUUCCCUAAGGAUUUUAGUCUGCUCUAGCAACAGCCUCAGCAUGUCUCAUUCACACAGACCCAAAAGCACAAGGCUGUUAAAGUGCCACUUUGAGGCUUCUUUAGUCAAACAUACAUAGUCGCAAUUCCAGCACAAAGCAGGUGAUCUAGUUACACUAGGUUUCUACAUCCAACAGGUGUCCUCUGAGGGUUUCUGGAACCAUUUAGAGAGGAAGGAUGGUCCUGGGGUUAAGGCACUGGAUUGGGACUUGGAAAAACUGGGUUCCGUUCCCACUCUGUCACAGAUUCCAUUUGUGGCCUUACAGAAAUGAAGUAACUUGCCUCUGUUUAAUUCUCCCUUUCUACCUCCCUGGUCUGGCUUAUCUACUUAGACUAUAAGCUCUUCAGAGUAGAAACCAGCCUACUCCAUUUAUGUAGUGUCUAGCACAACAGAAUCCCAAUUUCAUUUGGGGCUCGUAGCUGUUGUGUAAUAAAAAUAAAUGAUGAUUUCUUAUCUGACUUAGCAGAAGUUAGUAUGGGAGGAGGCCAACAAAGCCUAGAGGGGCUCACCUCAAACUCCUGAAGAUCCCACUUAGGCAGUGAUGGAGGCCACACCUGACAGACACAUUCAAGGCAGCGUCUCAGAAAGGAAAUGCAAAAGUACCCAUCAAUCUAGGUAGAAAAGCAGACAGUAAAGGUAAGAAGCAGAAAGGAAACAUAAGGAAAGAAGGAUGAGUAGUUAAAAGCUUGGACAUUAUUACAAAUUGAUUUAAUACUGAGGGGUUAAUUAAUUAAAGAAAUAUGGACAGUUAUUGAUGUAAAAUAGAUAAACCCUUAAGCAGUGACAAUCAUCUGCCAUCAGCAAGGAAUAAGGAAGGAACAGUGUAGAGGAAGUUGAAGCCAUUAUACCUCAUUAGCAAGCAGGCACAUCCCAUCCACUGAUGAGUACAAUUGGGCUGGGGAAGGGGAGCAGCAGGGGAAAGUUUUUCAUGAACAGUGUAGCAAGUUGCUGAACUCCAUUUCAAUUCACCCCAUUUGCUCCCCCUUUUAUAAAGCACUUCUGUGAAUAUUUGUGCAACCAACAUUGUCUCUGUAUGAAUGUUCAAGGGAAAUUAAUUUCAGUUGAUGCAAACAGAAACCAAUUAUUAGAAAAUGAGUUUGUCUAUAGAUCUGUUUAAAGGGCUUUUUACAUUAUGAACGAAGGAAAAGCCUGUCUGUCAACACACCCCAUAAAACAAAAACAAAUUUAGCCUUAUCUUAGACGUUUAACAGAACAGCACCUCUCAUUGCUUCAUCACUAUGCAAACAGAACAUUGGCCAAGUCACGUACAGGUCGCCAGCAAAUUCCUGGAUUCUGAGGCACAUUUGGGAGAUUUGAGAUUUGUAGCCAUGAACGUCUAUAAAUACAGAUACCUGCGUUGAGAUGAGAAACUUCAGCUGGUGAGUUUGAUUCCACUGCUUCUCACUUCCCUUCAAAAAGAAAUCAUGGCACUGGCCUGCAUUGCUAUUAUUCUUGGUUCAGCACAUCUCCUUACUGCUAAACCCCUGGAUUGUGAGCCUCUAGCUCCAGAAACCAUGGACAAUGCUACAAUGACCAAGCUGCUGGGCAAGUGGUUCUACAUUGGUGGGGCCUCACAGCACCCACCCACCCUACAGGAGUUGGAAUUGAUAAAGAAUGCUUAUUUCUUCUUGUACCCUGGCAGCCUUCAAGACGAGCUCCUCGUCACAGAAGUCAUGAAACUGAAGGACAAGUGUGUGGUGGACAACUCCAGUUACAUUUCAGUCAUCCGGGACAAUUUUACAAUGAUCCGGCACGGGCCAAAUGAAAGUUCCGUAGCACAACUUAUCAAGAGCAGCUCCGGAGACACUAUGACACUAUACCACAUUGAUGGGACCUACAAAGGGUUAUCGAUCUCGGCCCGGACCCAAAACUUGACCACAGAGCAACUGGAAGAAUUCGAAACUCAAGUGGCAUGCCUUGGAUUGAAGGAAGAGGAAAUAGUCUAUACUUCAAUGAAGGAUUUCUGUCCCAUGGAAGAAGAAACAGAUGACAAAAAGCACUCAGUUGAAGUGGUAGAACCAUCACUGGGGUAACUCACAUUGCCAUAGCAACGUUGCCCUCCACACUGGAUAUCAGCAGUUGUUCAUUCUCUUCUACCUGUUUAGCAACUGAAGGAUCUCCCCUUGUCACAUCUGAUCAUGUGGGUUUCUUUGGUACAAACUACUGACAUCUUCAUUUUCUGUGUUCUGCACCUUUAAAUUUCUAAGUAGUUUUCACGCAUGCAGAGCUCAGCAAUCAUUUGUUCUCACUUCUUAGUGCAGACUUUCACAAAGGAGACCCACACACUAUGCUCUCGCCUGAAGACUUUACUUUUGUUCUUUCUUGUCGAUUUAAAAAUAAAGAUAAAUCUGACUGAC